This is a messenger RNA of Pocillopora damicornis (cauliflower coral), 1594 nucleotides long. Its product is annotated as A disintegrin and metalloproteinase with thrombospondin motifs 6. Gene Ontology annotation, biological process: extracellular matrix organization; proteolysis. Gene Ontology annotation, cellular component: extracellular matrix. NCBI's taxonomy places the organism in Eukaryota, Metazoa, Cnidaria, Anthozoa, Scleractinia, Pocilloporidae. Gene Ontology annotation, molecular function: metalloendopeptidase activity. The record is from RefSeq and is a predicted model, not a curated record.
CUCUAAUAGUGACUAGCAUCCAGUCUCUCCUUACAAUAUUAUCCCAAAUUCCAACAUUAAGGUCAUGAGAAUGAAGGAAAUGACCAGCAAGUGAAAAAGCCCUUGGUUGUUAAACACAUUCUCCUUGUUUCGUCCUUAGGAGCGUGUUUAGCGUCUUCACCAUCCUGUGUGACAUCCAAUGCAUGUCUUUCUCUGCAUCUGUUUCGUGUCACUUAUGAUACAGUCAAGAAAAUGCAUUACUACAGUAACUGUAAUCAUCAGUUUGAUGACUGCCGGUAACUAAAUUUAGACAACAAAGCAAUUGGCCUCUGUUCGACGAUAAUAAACUUUUAUUAAAACCGUUUUUUAGUUCAUUUGAGUAUAAAACUGUCUUAAUUCUGCCAUGAUUGCUGCCAGAACGCCCACUGUUGCAAAGGCUCGCUCCCUGUGCUACCGGACUGUACCGUAAUGUACUAAUGAUUGACUGAUCGAUUGUCUCCGGCUAAUACACGUAAAUACGUGUUCAGUAAACUAGCAUCAAAAUAAGCUCGUAAGCAAAAACUCGGUGGUGUCGUUAAAACUCUCCUAUCCAUCCGUUUAGGAUCCAUAACAUUUUUACUUGCACUUGGUAGCUCUUCUGAGGUAUGUAUCCAUCAGCUGUAUGAGAAGUUCACAGCGGUAUAAUGUAGCAGUCGACUAUCAUAGGUUUUCUGUUGAACAAUGGCCCGGCGAUUGAUUACGAUACGUGGCUGUUUAGGUCAUGAACACUUCGACACCGUUUAUGACAAGUAAUGGACAUAAAAAGAACGAUUAGUGCAGAAUUCUCAGACAUAGAAAAACGGGAAACGGUGGCUUUCCCUACUCGUUUUCUCUCUCUCAAAGACAAUUCGUCACCGUUUCAGGCACCAUCUUGAUAAUCCAUUUCUAAUAUGAAAGUCACAAAUACCAUGAUCGUAUACGACACAAGAAGAGAGCAGCUGAUUUAUUCUUUAUAAUCGUGAAACGCUGAUAUCAAAACGUUACUUACUAUCUCUCUAGAGAAAAUGGCUGAAAUCUAAGAUUCCGUGAGUAUCAAAGUAAGAUACUUGAUAGGUAGGCACUCUCAUUUCUGUUUUGCAGCAUGAAAACUGCCAUGUUGGUCUGUUUGUGGUUUGCUGUUCUGUUAUCAACUGGAGGUUCUGCUCAUGGACCGCCGACAAAGAAUUUACACCGCAUUAUGACGAGGAAAGAAAUGAUGGAAUAUUUUGGCGUAUCAGAACACAACGAAGUUCCAGAAUACGACGUAAUUAUUCCAUACCAUUCAAAAGAAAGUGGUAAAUUCGUCUCUUUGUCCCUCGGCCAAUCGCGACACCGAAGAAGUGUAGGUGAAUCCGAGGUCACGCACUACAAAUUGGCCGCGUUCGGCCAGGAGCUUCAUGUGACAUUAACACGAAAUGGUAUACUGAUGAAUCAUGGGCUCACUGUCAAGACUCAAAACGCCGAUGGAACGAUGACUUCACGUCCUGUACCAGAAAAUACUUUUUACCUAGGACAUGUUUCUUCGGAUCCGGGCUCUGUGGUGGCCGUCAGCGAAUUGGGAGGACUGGUAAACAAAAUUCUUUUAAGAUUACAUUGA